AUGAAGUCAGCGCUAGAGCUGAAAUCCGGAGAUCGGGUGGCAUCAUUCUCAGCCACGCCCCAACCGUCAAAUCCUGUUUCUCGCCUGUCGCUGUCACUUUCACCGUGCCCCAGACUUCCCCAUCAUCAACCAACAUUUGAGCUCGGGCCCCUUUUCAAAGACCAGAACCAGAUAUUCUCACUGUUUUGCCUCAAGUUCCGAAUGCCUGUACACAAUGCACAAGUCAAUGAUAGCGCUGCCCGCGCGGAGGCGAAAAUGUUGGUCGAAACAAUUUGCAAAGAUCAUGGGAAUAUAGAAGAUGAGACCUGGGAAGAGCUGGGAGCAUACAAUCCUAGCCUUAGGGCAAGACUGCAGUUCGCUUUUCUCAGAAAGGAUGAGAUGCUUGCGCACUCCGUAAUGACGCUGGCCAAGAAUCUUUAUACUAGCAAUGCACGUUUCGUCUUCGAACUACUUCAAAACACUGAUGAUAAUCGGUACACUCGAGCUCGGGGACAAGGCGACCAGCCAUAUGUUUCAUUUCAGGUCUACGACGAUCGUAUUAUUAUUGAGUGUAACGAAGACGGAUUCAAAGAAGAGAAUGUGCGGGCAAUCUGCGAUGUUGGAAAAAGCUCCAAGGCUGGCGCUCAGGGCUACAUUGGGGCCAAAGGCAUAGGGUUCAAGUCCGUGUUCAUGGCAGCCUGGAGGGUCCAUAUCCAAUCCGGUGACUUUUCCUUUUACUUCAAGCAUCGCAAUGGAGACCCAGGCCUUGGAAUGAUUUCUCCAUUCUGGCAGGACCAUGUGGACGAUCUGCCCCAACACUUGACAAGGAUGACAUUGCUUCUACACGACACAGGGGAUCCAGCCACCAUAUUGUCGCAACGCCAGGCAAUACGACAGCAGUUCAACGACUUGCAGGAGAGUGUGCUCCUGUUCAUGCGCAACAUCAGGAAAAUAAGCAUCUCUUUCAUGGGAAACGAUGGCAGAGUCCAGGCAUCAACCGUGUUCUCGGCCACGAAGACAGAUGAUAGGCGCAUGACAUUGACCAAAUUGGUCACCAAUGGGACAGAGGUCGCAUGUACAUCCCAGAUCUACCAUGUCACCAGGCAGUCUGUGGAUGGUUUGCCUAAGCAUGAAGACCGUACAUACUCAGAGCAAGAAGAUCGGACAAGCGCCUACGCCAGAGCCGAAGUUAUUCUAGCUUUCCCCAUAUCAGACUCUUCGGUGCCUAUUAUCAAGCCCCAAGAUGUCUUCGCAUUUCUGCCGAUGCGGCACAUGGGUUUCUCAGCCAACAGGCAGGACAUCGUGGCAACAUCGCCACGUAACCAGGGUAUCAUCGAACACAUUAGCAAUGUGUUCAUUCAGUCGGUUUUGGAAUUCUGCGAGCACCCCCGCCUUCGAUACACCUGGAUGAGAUUUCUACCUAACAGGAGCCAAUACCCGUACGACAGCUUUUGGUCGAAUCUGGUCAAUCUGAUCGAAAGGAAGCUGAGGAACGUCUCAGUUCUAUUGCCACGAAGCGAGACCAGGUGGAGUAAGAUCAACGACCUCAGAGAACUUGAUUCCUGCUAUUGUGAUCGCAGCGGGGACCCUUUGUUCAGAGACGUCUCCCCGGAGAAAUGGUUAUCUCGACUAUACCAUGGAGAUGAUAUCAUAAUCCUCAGAGGCUGGGGAAUGCCCAGAAUCAACGCACAGGAAAUCAUAACCAUGAUCGAGAACGACUUGAAUCUACCGGACUCUCGAAUGAAAUCUGAUCAGACGGAUAACGACUGGCAUACGAGGGCUGCGAAUAUGCUCUUGAAAAUAUCCACAGGCCAAGGAAGCACUUUAUCAAUUCUGCGCGCUCUAAAUUUGAUCCCGUGUAGAGGUGAACCAACAUAUUGGAUUGCUCCAGUAUCUGUCGCCAAUGGGAACACGGUUUGCUUUGCCGAGACUGAGGAUGGCAUCCUAAUUCCAAACGACUUAGGCUUGCACAUAGUCACGUCAAAUGCCUCGAAAACCCCAGCACGUAUAGCGUUGUUCAAGCUGCUUGGUGUAAAGGUGGCCAAUGCGAACGAAAUGAGGUCUAAGAUUUAUCUUCGACAUCAAGCCUAUCUGACGGGUCAUGCCAAGACUCCGCUUCGCACAUACGUUGAGCAAGUGGAAUUCUUAUAUCUGACAGACCAUACUAAUUCCCAGCCCACGAAGAAAGAGCCAGAAUUCGCCCUGGUAGAUGAAUCUCUACACUUGUGGCGGUCGUCAAGCCUCGAGCCCUUGUAUCUUCCCGACGAAAGUCUUUAUGGGCCAAGUGAGCUGCUCAGAGCCACAGACGCUGGGGAGGAGCCCGGCGCUGGGGCUCCUGGGAUGGACGUCAGAUUCUUGAAUGAAUCUUUCACAGAAGAUCCUCCAGAAAAGCCUAGACUUGACUCGCAAGCGUGGUCAGAUUGGUUGAAAACCCGGGCAGGAGUGCGAGACUCGCUCAGAUUAACCAAAGGAUCACCCUACGACCUCUCUCCUGAGUGCUACUACGUUGCAAGGCAUCGGCCGGAGAGAUUUCUCGGCUUUCUCCGCUUUGAAUGGCUUAAUGGAGCCACCCGCUUUAGCAGACAAGACUCGGCCAUUGUGCGCGACAAGUUGAAAUGGAUCAAGGUUCUCUGCCACGGUGGUCACAUGACGCCCCUUUUGAAAACGCAUCUUCCACUUCGUGAUCUGCGUGACGAAUGUGCCAGAUUCCUGGCAAGCAGUCAUACAUUCCCAUUUGUCAAGAUCGAAGAUGAUAUUUCGAGAGAGACAUAUCAAGCUUUGCAUUGGGACUUCCUCGUCGACUGGGCUGGCGUUGGCGUUGAAAAAGACCUAGACUUCUACUUAGCUAUUUUGAGCCAGAUGUGCGGGUCAACCCCGGAUGAUCAUACCGGUGCUCGUGUAGCCGAUUUGUACAGCAUGAUCAACGCGAAGCAUGUCGAAUCUGGGCCUUCCCGAGAAACCCAAGGCCAACGAAUCAAGAAGUUCUUCGAAGAGAAUAAAGCGAUUUACAUACCUGCUUACCGCGAUACCCUAGCUACGUGGACCUCUCUCGAACGGUGUUUGUGGCAAGGGCUACCAUAUAUGACUACUCACGACGCCCUUCAACUCAAAUAUGAUGGCCUCUGCGCUCAGAAUGUCGAAAAGCGCAACAUUGAAAGCCUGUUCUGCGACUUGCUGAGCAUCCGGGAUUGUGGGUGGAUCGACUUGAUCAAAGAGCUCGAGAAUAUGAAGGAAGAGGAGGAUCCGAAGUUGGAACAGGUCACUGAGCUGUAUGAGUAUCUAAAGACCUUAACAGAGAAAAUGGAAGAUAAUGAGCUUGAAGAACUCAGGGACGAGUUCAGCAAUGAAGCUCUUAUCUACAGACCACUUGGGCAUGUUACCGGUCAGAAAUGGCAUUGCGUCCAGGGCUGUCUCUGGUCAAGCAGAGCGAAAAUAAGCGGAAAAGUCACAUUGAGCGAGCAUUACGAAGACCUUGAAAGCUUUUUCGUCAAUUUCCUCAAGGUAGAAACUCUCAACUUGGAGAUAGUCUACAGGGAAUUGAUCCGUCUGGGCGGCUCCCCAAACGCCUCUGCCGCCGAUACCAGAGAUCAGAUCAUGGCUCUGAAUGCCUUCCUCGUGGAUAUUGACCCCGCGGAACACCCCAAUGCGACUAAGUUAAUCGAGGCGAAGAUCCUUCCCAUUCGAAAACCGAAUCAAACAGUCAGUCUGGCUUCUGCGAAAACCGAAUUCGCUAUUGUUGAUAGGACUCACCUCAGAGACAUCUUUGCGGCUCAGGUCAAAACAUUAGACUUUUCUUUUGAUGAGGUUCGUCGGCUUGGUCCGUUUAUAAAAUUCCUCAGGCAGGACAGAAAGCGCUUGUCAGAGAUGGUGAGAGAGAUCACGACAGUGGGCGAAGGCGACAAACAGCCCUUGCAGUGUCGUCGACGUCAGAUUGGUCCCAAGGCCCAUGCUCUUUACCGAGUCGCAUUCCACUUUGACAGUCCAAGACUCAAGACAGACGGUAAUGAUCUUUACAACAUGUUGCGCAAUGCCCAUGUCUACACGACAGAAGGGAUCUCCUCCGAACUGCACCUUUCUCAAGACGGAAAAGACCACUGCCAUGUCAAAGAGCGCAGCGACCUUCAUCUCAGGGAACAUGGGUCUCAACUUGAAAUAUUUGUUUCAAAAAAGCAGAAGAAGCAAGACUUUUGCUAUUCUUCGAUUCUCAACAAGCAUCUUUUUCUCUGGCUGAUGACUGACCCUAUCACCCAGAUCUCAGAGACGCUUGAUUCAAGGGGAUUACUCACCGUGAAUAAGAUUCUUAACUCACGGCGAUCCAAUCUUGCACAGGUUCUACAGGAAGACGGAAUUGCAACCGGUGACAUUGAGGAACUAGAUCAGCAUGAGGAGUCCGAUGAUGACUCAGACGAAGAAGGACCCGAAGAAAACGAGACACCGAGUGUGUCAACAACUCUAUCGAUUCAACAGACUACUCAUUAUCGCUCGGAAUACAAUCCUGAUUACAACAGGGCCGUUUUUAGCGACUCUGUGCUCGAUGAAGGGGCAGUCAGCCCGCAAACCUCAAGUGACAGUGACACAGAGCAUCAAACUCCAACCAGCCCUAUCGAGUGGAGGAGUCCACGAGAGUCUGAGAACGGAGAAGCAGAUCGGCCCCGAUAUGAGAACCUUCUCAGGCGUGUCGUCACAGCCGCAAGAAGGUCGCAUUUUCCUGCGAGGGGCUCAUUCGACAUGUCCGACAUGUCCUCUGCUCUGACGGUCUUCUAUGGCGCAGCGGACGGCUAUGACGGCAUCUUUGAAUCGCACCGCUUCCAUUCGACCUCGCAACUUGAGCGGGACAGGAAGAUAGGGGCAGCGGGGGAGCUAUAUUGGCAAAGUACCAUCCGCCACUAUGCCGCUGCUCAUCCAGACUACGUCGACAUCAGGCAGUGGUCUGGAAGAGAAACCUCUGAUCUGACGUAUCACGAUGUUCAAGGUGAUUUUACACGGCUUCUGAUUGAUUCCGGCUACCUAGAUGAGGAAUUGUGGAGGCACAGGCGGCCGAUGUACUUCCUUGAGGUAAAAACCACGACAGGGCCGUGUAACACACCGUUCUUCAUCCGCAACCACAAGGAUACUACGGAUACGGUUUAUAUCAUCAUCAGAGUUUUCCAAGUCGGCAGUGACGAUGUUCGUGCCAGGGUGUAUUUAAAUCCAGCGAGAUUGGCGGACGAUGGGCAGCUCUUGUUUACAGCUGAGAAGUGGUCUGUUGUAUCGUCUUAA
This is a messenger RNA of Diaporthe amygdali, 5238 nucleotides long. RefSeq lists its product as uncharacterized. The transcript has 11 exons. The record is from RefSeq and is a predicted model, not a curated record. Bases 1 to 5238 code for a protein of 1745 amino acids. NCBI's taxonomy places the organism in Eukaryota, Fungi, Ascomycota, Sordariomycetes, Diaporthales, Diaporthaceae.